AUAUCUCGUUCUAUAAUUUAUGUAUUUGUUAUGAAUCAAUUAAACAUAACGUAGUGUUUGAAUAUUUGCUUAUUAUCGAAUAUCCUUGUCAAUUGUUUUCUUUUUUCAAAAAAAUAAGUUGAAAAAGAGGCGAUACUAAUAAGUUCGUAAAUGACUACCAUAAAUGUGAUCCUUCAUUAUGUACUAUCGUAAAUAUAAUUAUAGAUAAUAUGAUUAUUCUUUCUUAUACGUAUGCAUUAUGAUAUCUUUGUACAUAAGUACGUCGAUCAAAAGUAAGAUAAAAGUAUAAAAAUUCCCAAGGCUAAGGAAAAAAAGAACAUCGUUCUAAGAAAUACCAUUCACAUUAUUUGAAUGACGUGAUAGGGAAAAUCGCACGCUCACUAAAUACUUGGAAAAUGAAUGAAUGAGAAUAGUGGAAACUCAGAUGUGAACGUGGUCUAUUAUAUUCGAGUGAAGAGAUUCUGAUAUUUUAUUAUUUCGACUAGAUCAAGCAAGGUUUCUUCGUUCGUUUAAGGCACCGUCGAUCAAGCGAAAGUGUUUGUGGGAGUGUCAAUAUUAAUCAAGUGUUGUAACAGUCGCGAAGCAGAAGCAAAAUGACCGAUAUAGACGAAUGUUAUAAUUUAGCGAGUGAAUUAGUUCUGUUAGCAGGCGAGAUAAUACAAGAUUCUAUCAACAAAAAGAAAACUACUCAUUGUAAAAGUAUUGACUGGGAUCUUGUUACGGAAUAUGACCAUAAGAUAGAAGAUGAAAUGAUUAAACGACUGAUCGAAAGAUUUCCAUCACAUAAAUUUAUUGGAGAAGAAAGUGUAGCAAAGAAUGGAUUACCAAAAUUAACAGACGACCCAACAUGGAUAAUAGAUCCUAUAGAUGGCACUACAAAUUUUGUACAUCGAUUUCCACAUACUUGCAUUUCCUUGGCUCUUUUAAUAAAUAAAAAAGCAGAAAUAGGAAUCGUUUAUAAUCCUGUCAUGAAACAAUUUUUUUCUGCGAAAAGAAACUGUGGAGCAUUCCUUAAUGGAAAACCAAUACAAACGUCUCAUAUACAAGAUUUAUCUGAAGCAUUAAUCGCUAUGGAACCAUGGCUUGCCAAAGAUAAAACAUAUUUAGUCAGUGUAUACACUAGAAUGCAUGCUUUAAUUCAAGGAACCCAUGGAAUACGGUCCUUAGGAACCGCAGCACUUACAUUAUGUUAUGUCGCAAUGGGUGCUGUUGAAGCAUAUCAUAUUGAAGGAAUAGAUGCUUGGGAUGUAGCCGCGGGCAAAUUAAUAAUAGAAGAAGCAGGAGGAAUUGUGAUAAGUACAAAUGGAGAUGAAUUGGAUUUAAUGAUUCCAAAAGUUAUAGCAGCUUGCAAUCGAUCCAUUGCAGAACAACUUGUGGAACUUUUUAAAAAAACAGAUUUAAAAUCUAUUAACAAAAAUUUGUAUUAAGUAUAAAUAUAAGUGUAUAUGUUUAGUUAAAAAAUAAUAUUUUAUAUUCUAUGAAUU
Vespula pensylvanica (western yellowjacket) is the source of this 1484-nucleotide messenger RNA. Its product is annotated as inositol monophosphatase 1-like. The transcript is spliced from 7 exons. The coding region runs from base 594 to 1427 and encodes 277 amino acids. The record is from RefSeq and is a predicted model, not a curated record. Gene Ontology annotation, biological process: inositol metabolic process; signal transduction; phosphatidylinositol phosphate biosynthetic process. NCBI's taxonomy places the organism in Eukaryota, Metazoa, Arthropoda, Insecta, Hymenoptera, Vespidae. Gene Ontology annotation, molecular function: inositol monophosphate 1-phosphatase activity.